AUUAUUAAUUAUAUUUAUAAAAUAUUUUUUAUUUUUAUAUUAUUUAUUGGAACAAUUAUAACAAUUUCUUCUUCUUCUUGAUUAGGAAUAUGAAUGGGAUUAGAAAUAAAUUUAAUGUCUUUUAUUCCUUUAAUUUCUGAAAAAAAUAAUUUAAAUUCAACUGAAAUAUCUAUUAAGUAUUUUUUAGUACAAGCAUUAGCUUCAAUAGUUUUUUUAUUUGUUUCUAUUAUAUAUAUAUUAAAAUUUUCAAAUUUUAAUUAUAUUUUUUUAAGAUAUGAAUCAAUUUUAUUAAUUUUUUCAAUAAUAAUAAAAUUAGGUGCGGCUCCUUUCCAUUUUUGAUUUCCUAAUAUUAUUGAAGGUUUAUCAUGAAUAAAUUCUUUAUUAUUAUUAACUUGACAGAAAUUAGCUCCUUUAACUAUUGUUUCUUAUUUUUCUUUUUUAAAUCAAUUAAUUAUUUUUAUUUUAUUAUCAUGUUUUGUAGGAGCUGUAGGAGGUUUAAAUCAAACUUCUUUACAAAAAUUGUUAAGUUUUUCUUCUAUUAAUCAUAUUAGUUGGUUAUUAAUAGCAAUAACUUAUAGAAAUUAUUUAUGGUUGUUGUAUUUUUUUAUUUAUUUUAUUUUAAAUUUAUGUUUAAUUAUAAUUUUUAAAAAUUUUAAUCUUUUCAAUUUUAAUCAGUUAUAUAUAUUUAAAAAUAAUGGAAUUAAUAGAAAUUUGUUAAAAAUUUUAUUUAUAAUAAAUUUUUUUUCUUUAGGUGGUUUACCCCCAUUUUUAGGGUUUUUACCAAAAUGAAUAGUAAUUGAAUUUUUAUUAAUAGAUAAAAUAUUUUUUUUAAUUUUAUUUUUAGUAAUGAUAUCAUUAUUAACAUUAUUUUUUUAUAUGCGAUUAACUUUAACUUCAUUUGUUAUAUUUUAUCCUUCUAUAAAAUGAAAUUUUUUAAAUUUUAAAAAAAAUAAAAUAAUAAAAUUAAUUAUUUUUUUUAAUAUUGUAAGUUUAUAUUUUUUUUUAAUUUUUUUAUUAAAUAAUUAUAUAUUUUAA
Culicoides brevitarsis is the source of this 1035-nucleotide messenger RNA. NCBI's taxonomy places the organism in Eukaryota, Metazoa, Arthropoda, Insecta, Diptera, Ceratopogonidae. The record is from the annotation of a RefSeq genome assembly.